CCCAGCUCCCCGCUCCGUUGCGUAACAUGGCCGAGCCCGCGAGCUGAUGGCCGCGAUCGUCUGGUGGCUGGCGGCCUGCUGCCUGCUGCGCGCCGCCACCGCCGGCAACCCCGACGCCAAGCGGCUCUACGACGACCUGCUGUCCAACUACAACAAGCUGGUGCGGCCCGUCGUCAACACCACCGACGUGCUCCGCGUCUGCAUCAAGCUCAAGCUCAGCCAGCUCAUCGAUGUCGUAAGUGUCGCGCGUGUAAACACUGCGUGCCGGGCUGACCUACAUCGCGCAGGGUGCACUGCGAACGCAUACCUUGCACUUGCGCGCCGCAUUUGGAAUUUAAAUAGACACGAAUCGCAUCAACGCCUCGGCUCGACCCACUUUUUGUAGGACGCU
This is a messenger RNA of Ostrinia furnacalis (Asian corn borer), 391 nucleotides long. Its product is annotated as acetylcholine receptor subunit alpha-like. Gene Ontology annotation, biological process: monoatomic ion transport. Gene Ontology annotation, cellular component: membrane. The transcript has a single exon. The coding region runs from base 47 to 385 and encodes 112 amino acids. Gene Ontology annotation, molecular function: extracellular ligand-gated monoatomic ion channel activity. Lineage: Eukaryota; Metazoa; Arthropoda; Insecta; Lepidoptera; Crambidae. The record is from RefSeq and is a predicted model, not a curated record.